Messenger RNA from Gadus chalcogrammus (walleye pollock), 1049 nucleotides. It is a transcript of the gene stc1l, whose product is annotated as stanniocalcin 1, like. Gene Ontology annotation, cellular component: extracellular region. Gene Ontology annotation, biological process: intracellular calcium ion homeostasis. Gene Ontology annotation, molecular function: hormone activity. The transcript is spliced from 5 exons. The record is from RefSeq and is a predicted model, not a curated record. Bases 113 to 886 code for a protein of 257 amino acids. NCBI's taxonomy places the organism in Eukaryota, Metazoa, Chordata, Actinopteri, Gadiformes, Gadidae.
CUUUACACAUAAAUAGAGGAGAGAGGGUCUGCAUCUAGACAAGCAAGAACAACACAUACACAUACAGCAACAACAACAGCAAGACGAGCAUCUCAUCCAGUCGUCAGUGAACAUGUUGGCACAGUGCGGUCUGGUGUUCCUCUUGGUAGUGACGGCUGCUGGCUUCGAGUUCAGCCCAGCUCCGGUGGAGUCCUCACCUCGUCGAGCCCGCUUCUCCGCCAACAGCCCGAACGAUGUGGCCAAGUGUCUGAACGGCGCGGUGGCGGUGGGCUGCGGGGUGUUCGCCUGCCUCGAGAACUCCACCUGCGACACCGAUGGCAUGCACGACAUCUGCCAGCUCUUCCUACAGACAGCGGCCACCUUCAACACGCAGGGUAAGACCUUUGUGAAGGACAGCCUGCGUUGCAUCGCUCAGGGAGUCACAGCUAAAGUGUUCCAGACCAUCCGGCGCUGUAACAUCUUCCAGAGGAUGAUCGCGGAGGUGCAGGAGGAUUGCUACAGCAGUCUGGAUAUCUGCACCGUGGCGCGCACCAACCCAGACGCCAUCGGUGAGGUGGUGCAGGUGCCCACCCACUUCCCCAACAGGUACUACAGCACUCUGCUGCAGGCUCUGCUGGCGUGCGACGAGCAGACGGUGGCGGUGGUGCGGGCCGGCCUCGUGGCCCGCCUGGGGCCUGACAUGGAGACCUUCUUCCUGCUGCUGCAGAACAAGCCCUGCGUGCCGGGCGGCACCGACAUGGCGGGCGGCAACAGCAACCCAGCCAGCUGGAGGCACAUGCCCGUCUUCAACAUCCAGCCCAGCUUCAGGGGACGCGACCCCACCCACCUCUUUGCCCGCAAGCGGUCCGUGGACGAGAAGCUGCGCGAGUACAAGGGGGAGAAUUAAGAUGCGUGCGCAUGCUCCCGAAGCACGUGCAGGCGCAUAUGCAUGCAUACAGGCACACACGCAUACACACCGCAGACACACACACACACACACACACACACACACACACACACACACACACACACACACACACACACACCCACACACACACACACAAAUACAC